UUUACCAUCUUUAUAAACCGUAGCCGUGACCAGUCUAUUGUCCCUUCGGGGACAUCCGAUAAAAUUGGAACGAUACAGAGAAGAUUAGCAUGGCCCCUGCGCAAGGAUGACACGCAUAAAUCGAGAAAUGGUCCAAUUUUUUUUUUAGUAAAGCUCACUUGCAGAAUCCACAUAACCAUAGACGAAUGA
Molecule: messenger RNA, 189 nt
Organism: Linum tenue
Lineage: Eukaryota; Viridiplantae; Streptophyta; Magnoliopsida; Malpighiales; Linaceae
Source: the annotation of a GenBank genome assembly